UACAUGUUAACCUAAAGUAUAAAAACCUUUUCAUAAUUACAUUGGAGACAUACUAAGAUGGCCGCAGAGAGCCCAGGAUAAACAUUAAAACCUAGGGGAAACUUACGCCGAAGAAGGACUUCGAUAUAACUUCUGAACGCUUUGCAGAAAUUCUGAGACAAAUCAAGAAAGAAAUGGGAAACGUUUUCAAAUCAGUAGAAAAUGCUGCAACUAAAUAUGAUGAUCCGAAGAAAAAGCAAAAAGAAGACAUUGAAACCAAGAUGUCUACAGAAAAGUUGGAAAAGCCUGAAAUUGAAAAAGAAUUUGCAGAAGUACAGAAAACAAUUACAGAAUUUGAGCAAACCAAAUUGAAAAAGAAACCUACUGUUCUAGAGACACUUGCUUCAGAGCAGAAAGAGGAGAUGGCAGAAAAUGCCUCAGAUGAAAGUGAGGCAGAUUAUGAGCAAGCCAAGUUACAAUGGCAGGGAGAGAUGAUAGCAUCAUACUGUAAGAAUUUGCUAAAAGUACAAGCAAUGCCUCUACUACCACGAGGUCAGAAAUGUAGCUUCAGUGAGAUUUAUGUUAGGCCCACUAUAAAAAGAGAAAUAAAAAUAGAGAAAGAGGAGACAAAGGAAAUAAUGGUCAAGUCAAUGUCAGAAAUCUUCACAAAGAAUGGUGUGCCUUUAAGAAAAAUAUAUGUUCUUGGAGAUGCCGGAUCUGGUAAGAGUAGCUUCUGUAAAUAUUUGGUCAACUGUUGGUGUAUUGCAAAAACUGAUGCACAAAUUGUAGAAGAUGAGUUUGAUGGUGUAAAGGAAAUGAAGAAAUUUGAUAUCAUGUUUUAUAUCUCGCUAAAACAUAAUCGAAACAUAGACAGGGUCCAAGAUAUGAUAAAAAAUCAGUAUGAUAUCGACAUUUCAAGCCCAGUUCUCAAAAAGAACUCUGCAAAGAUUAUAAUAUUGCUUGAUGGCUUAGAUGAAUGGUCUUCUGAAAGAAAGUCCUACCAUCAGUUCCAGACAAUGAGUCUCCCAAAACAAGAUGUAAAUAAAGACUACACAGUAGUAACAACAUCACGGCCAUGGAAAGUUCACACCUUUGGAAUAAAUGAAACAGAGAUUGACCAAUUAUUGAAUCUGAAAGGGUUUGAUGAGAGAUGUGAAAGGGAACUGAUAGAUAGAACAGUCUUGCAAUUAAAUUCCAGCAGGAAUGCUAGUAAAGAUGCCAAGGUUUGUAAACAAAAGCUAGAAGAAAAGUCUCUGAAAAAAUUAAAACAGUUACCAAUUUUGCUACAUUUACUGAUUUGUCUAUGGUUUGACGGUAAACUCGAUAAAACCACAAGCUGUGCCAUCUACACAGGCAUGUUAGAGCUUUUCUUUACAUGGAAUGACAUGAAAACAACUGGAACAAGUACUGGACACAUAAAGGGUGCUCAGAAAGAAGAUCUUCCUAAGUACUUAGCAGAUAAAAACAUAUUAAAAUUAAACAGCCAUCUCAUUUAUGAACUCUCACAUUUGGCUUAUGAGACACAAUUUAAUUGCCCAAAAGAUAAGUCCUUGACAUUUGACAUUCCUAUAUGUAAUGAACUUGAAAUAUCAGAUGAAGUAAGAGAAAAUUGCUUGAAACUUGGAAUAAUGACAGAAGAUGAAUGUUUAAGAUUAUCUGUUUCAGAACCAACAAGCUCAUUAUUUUCUUUUAUUCACAAGUCAAUGCAAGAAUUUCUGGCUGCAGUGAAUAUUAGUAUCAGUUUCAAUGCAAAAAUAGGUUCGUCAGAUAGUACAGAUUAUGUUGAACUAGCCAACAAAUUUAUUUUUGAGGUUUUUCGGAAAUGUUCAACAGUAAAUGACAUGUUAGAGCAGUCAAAUGUCGUAAUUAUGCUAUGUGGUCUUGAACCUAGAUUAGCAACGCAUGUUUCAAAAUACAUAUAUGAUACUGUUGCAGAAGACUCUCGUGUUCAGGAUUACAGGAGAACAAUAAGUAGUGACAAUUAUAUGGAUCAUCGUUAUAUCACUGAUAUUCAAAAGCUAAUGUUUGAGUCAAUGGAAGAAUGUAUUGUUGGAAGUAAUCCUUUAUUUUUGAUAGGAGAUUUGGUCAUCAAUACACGGAGUCAGUAUUGUGAUAUGGUUUGUUCAGGUAUUGAUCAGAAACAAAUUGUUCCUGACUCUGUUCUGUCUAUAAAUGUAGGUUAUACUAACACAGAAAAUGUUAAACUGAUAAAAUAUUUACCAAUGUUUCAUCAUCUUGAAAAAAUUAAAAUAACAUGCGAAUCUGCAUCUCCGAUAUUAUUAAGUACACAAAGUAAUAGACAGAUGAUUGAUAAGCUUAACAAUUGUAUUGCCGAGACAAUUAAAGUAAACACUUCAACAUUAAAAUCUUUAUCUAUAAGUGCUUAUAACACUGGUGGGCAUUACCCAGUGUAUAAAACAGUUGUAAGUAACCUACCGAAUAUGAUCAAUCUUGUAGCAAUAAGUAUAAGUUUUAUAACAAUGAGUCAUGAUGAUACUACAACAUUUUGUAAGUUUCUUGAGGAAACCAGUCAUCUUGAACAAAUAGAGCUUGAAUAUGUUGAGUGUAAGUGUAUGAAGCAGCAUGAUGUAAAUUUAUCAAAACAUCAACAACUGCAGUACCUUAAUUAUGAUCAUUUUGCUAAUGUGAUAGAUCUUGAUUCUAACAACCUUGAAAUAUUUGGAUUUGUGAAUUUGAAAGAAAGUAAUUAUGAAAAAAUAUUUGAUAUUAUUAGAAAAUCUUGCAAAUUAAAACAACUUGUUUUAAUUGGACAUUUUCCAAUUAAAUCUCAAUCAUAUCAUAACAACAUAACAAAGAGACUAGGCAGAAUAUUACCAUUGUUACACAAUCUCAGUAAACUUGAGUUAUGGUAUUGCAGGUUAACUGACACUAUAAUACAGUUACCUUUAGAGCUGAAGAGUUUAAAGAACAUUAAGCUUGUUCAUGUAAUAAUGAGUUUGACACAAUGGCAGAAGUUUGUUGAUAGUCUUCCUGGCAUUCCUCAUACUGUAAAUGUGAGUGUAUGGAGCUGUUAUAUAACAGGAGAUGGUGAGAAGGUUAAUGUUGAUAUGUUAACAUUAAUUUUACAAGGACUUUGGGGAGGGAAGGGAAAUGAUGCUAUACAGUAUGUCAAAGAUCAGUAUCAGAUAUUUCAUGUUAAAAAUGAUGAUAAUCAUCGGUUUGACUUUUCAACAAAACAGUUAUAAAGCAUCAACGUAGUUACAUAGUGUUUCUGUCUUGUGCCCUGUCCUGUUUUUGUUUAGGGUCCUCCUGGGCUCCUUGCCGCUGGCUCUUGUUGCUGGGUCGGGUGGGGGUUACGUUCAUUGAACGCCGCCUUUCCUUGUUGAUCUUGUUUAUCAUAUUUUGUACUAAAUGUUUUUUAACCUUUUCAACAAAAAAUUGGUUUGAAUAUUUAACAUAGUGAGAUAGUACUACAUACAGUUAGCAUAGUGUUUAAUCGAAAUUAGUUUUUCAUUUUCAUAAAAAGUGAUACUCAUGAAAAGUAAUUUACAUAUAUUGUUGUAAGGUUAGAAAAUAAAUAUAUUACAUUAAGAAAGAAUAUAAAUCAUCCGAAAUAUUUAUUACUUGUCAUAAAUUUAAACAAAAUGUAUUUAUAAUAUUGAAUUUGUAGGAAGUAUUUUUCAAAUUGUGUUUAUAAAUACAUAAAAGAAAUGCAGAGAAAUAUAAUUGAUAUAUUGACCUUAAUAAUCUUAAGGUAAAAGUUAUUUUUAAAAAUUAGGGAUUUUCUGUAAAUUCAAUAAAACAGAUAUUUGAGUAUACGAUUAAUAGAUAAGUAAAUGAAUUAAUGAAUUAGUGAAGUUAAUAAAAAAUAUCAUAAGUACAAGGUUAGUAGGAAGAUGAUGUAACUUAGUAGGUUGAAAAAGUAAAAUACUUUAUUCAUAAUGCUUUAACUAAGAUCAUUUCUAAGCAUAAUUGGUAAACUAUUUACUUAAAAAUACUUUUUAUGGUAAAAAUAGAAAGUCAGACAGAUUAUAAUAAUCCAGAAUUUGAAAUGAGUUAGGGGUUGAAGUUGUUUUUAUUAUCAUUUAACAAAAUGUUGUUUUUAUUAUCAUUUAACAAAAUGUUGUUUCUAUUAUCAUUUAACAAAAUGUAAUACUAUGGAUACAUGAAAAAUAUAAAAAAUAUAAAGAGAAUGAUAUAUACAUGCAUAAAACAGUUACAUGAUAUAUAUAGGACUAGGGAAUGGUAUAUACAUUGUAUAAUUACCAGUUAAUGAGUUAUAUGAUACAUAGGACAAAGAAGUUGGUACAUAUAAAUACCAGUUAUAUGAUAUAUUGGACAAGGGGAUAGUAUACAUGUAAAUAAAUACCAGUUAUAUGAUAAAUAUAUAUAGGACAAGGGGAUGGUAUAUAUAAAUACCAGUUAUAUGAUUAUAUAGGACAGGGCUGGUGUAUAUAAAUACCAGUUAUAUGAUGUAUAGAAGAAGUGAAUGGUAUAUAUAGAUACCAGUGAUAAUAUAUUUUAUGAUAUAUAGGACAAGUGAAUGUUAUAUAUAAAUACCAGUUAUAUUCGAUAUAGGACAAAUGAAUGGUUUUUAUAGGACAAGGUAAUGGAAUAUAAAAAUACCAGUAAUAUGAGAUAUAGGACAGGGGAUCAGUAUAUAUUAUUAUCAGGGAUAUGAUAUAUAGGAUUAUCUGAUAUAUAGGACAAGUGAAUAGUAAAAAUGAAUUUCCUUACUGUGAAGAGGACCAUAUACUUGUUAUAUUUUAGAGAUUCCUUCAUUGGUUAAUAUAUAUUCUAUAUUUCAAAGAUUAAAAAGUGAGAAAUAUUAUAAUUAUGCAAAACGAUUAAUUUGUACAAGUUAAUACUGUUAGUAAGUACUACUCAAAGUGUAUAGUUAAAGGGUCUCCACUGAGGAUUAUAUUCUCUUGAUUUUUUGACAUAAUAGGAUGGUAGUUAUGUUGUUGAGGUUUCAUACUAUUCAUACUAUUUGAUGAAGAUCUAUUUCAAUAACUUGUAAGGGACAUUUCUGAUUAUUCGCUCACUUUUGUUUUUUUCAAAAUACUAGUUAUAAAAUUAUAGCAAUAGACAUUUAUUGAAAAAGAUAUCUUUCUUGUAUCAUGUCCAACAUUAUGUAUUUUCUAAAUUGUAAAUUUUUAGAUUUUCUCACUGUAUUUAGAAUGAAUAGAUACAACAAGAAAAUAACAUCAUACUGUUCUAUUUGCGCAAAAAUAGUAUGGACGUAUAUUGCUUAAUUGCUUAAAAACUAUCUUAUUUUUUCAGAUGGUGGCAUGCAUAUCAGUAUAGAGAAAUAUUAACGAUAUAUAACAUUUAGAUCUUGUCACUUGAAACUAAAAGAGAAUAGUUUUUUUCUAACGGUUAUGUUAUACAUGUAAUACAAUGUACUUUCAAACUAGAGGAUGCUUUUGUAAAAAAGCGCAUGUCUCCCCCACUGCUGAGAAUAACUGUGAAUGGAAACAGGAAUGGAAAUGGAGAUAAGAUAAUGUAAAUACCCGGUAGUCACUUCAAUGAAGGCUGUCUAUGGAUGGUUUCUAUUGUUAAGGUUGUAUGAGAAGAUGCUUCCUAUGAAGUUUGAGGGUUGUAGGUCAAAAGGAACUCUAGUUAUCAUCCGGAAAUGAGAAAUUGACCAACGGUCACUGUGACCUUGACCUUUGACCUACUGACCCCAAAAACAAUAGGGAUCAUCUGCUCUAUAAGACUAAUCAUCCUAUGAAGUUUGAGGGCUGUAGGUCAAAAGGAACUCUAGUUAUCAUCCGGAAACGAGAAAUUGACCAACGGUCACUGUGACCUUGACCUUUGAACUACUGACCCCAAAAACAAUAGGGAUCAUCUGCUCAAUAAGACCAAUCAUCCUAUGAAGUUUGAGGUCUGUAGGUCUAAAGGAACUCUAGUUAUCAUCCGGAAACGAGAAAUUGACCAACGGUCAGUGUGAC
Molecule: messenger RNA, 5894 nt
Organism: Ruditapes philippinarum (Manila clam)
Lineage: Eukaryota; Metazoa; Mollusca; Bivalvia; Venerida; Veneridae
Exons: 4
Coding region: 174-3185 (1003 amino acids)
Source: RefSeq, a predicted model, not a curated record